Messenger RNA from Sphaeroforma arctica JP610, 2440 nucleotides. RefSeq lists its product as hypothetical. The transcript has 11 exons. Gene Ontology annotation, biological process: regulation of gene expression; establishment of mitotic sister chromatid cohesion; establishment of protein localization to chromatin. The record is from RefSeq and is a predicted model, not a curated record. Gene Ontology annotation, molecular function: chromatin binding. Gene Ontology annotation, cellular component: Scc2-Scc4 cohesin loading complex. The coding region runs from base 95 to 2440 and encodes 781 amino acids. Lineage: Eukaryota; Ichthyosporea; Ichthyophonida.
CAGCUGUGUAUACGUAUACAUGUACACUUGCACGCACACACAAGUGAACCAUAUCAUACAUAUCUACGGUUAUAUACAUUAACUAUCGGCUAUUAUGGACGAAACGAUGGAGGAAGCACACCCCUAUGUGGUCUUUCCAGGAAUGAUACCACCAGCCUACUUAGCGUCUCAGCUGCCCUUUCCCGCCCCUCUUCCUUUAGAUGGGCCAGGGGUGGGUGCACCGAGCACAUCGAUACACUCCAUAUUAAGAAACGAUGCACAUGUAACCCCACAUAGCCUUGCAGUAGUAGGUGACAUGCUGGCAAGUGUGCAUGCACGUACGAAUGGAUUGCGUAUGCCUAAUGCUGUACCGUUCAGUGGUGUGAAUGCUAAAUCUGCAUCAACACCGAGAGUGAUAUCGGCUGUAAUGCAGAAACGUCCGGGUGUGUUGAACGCGAUUGCAAGGGAACGUAAUACGGAAGUGCGUGGAAUGCAGCGUAACAGCACACAUACAAAUCAGAUGAGCACGGAUCAAUCUAGUCACUUGUCACAUGAGAAUGUACAUGUACAGCAGUCACAGAGACAAAACUACCAGCAACAGCGGCAACACCCACAGAUGAAGCAAGAAGGUGGUAGCCACCGAGAUAUGCAGCAGGUGCAACCCCAGAAACAACAGCAACAGCACGGUUCUAGCGCAGGACCUCAUUCUAGAUACAAUAACGGUGGUAAGACGACUGCGGGGGAAAGCGGGUAUAGGCCCUCCAGUGCAGGUUAUAGAGGAUCACACACAAGCACGCACAAUCAGACACACGCUCACGCGCAUCAUCAAACCCAGAACUACAGUAACAGUACUACGAACACACACGCAAGUGCACCUGUGCACUCGGAAAACAAUAUGUCGUUGAAACAUGAUCCCAAUAACCCACGCGUAAUACAUACAGUCAAGCAGGAGAGACCGCCCCAGCCCCACGAUCGUCACUCGCACGGUGUGCAUGCACCUGCAGUCAGGAGUGAGGUAUUGGAACAUACCAACACCCAUGCGAAACACCACAAGUAUCCCAGAGACUCGGGUAGUGCGUGUAUGCUGGGUGCUAUUAGAGAGCAGCAGGGCGUUUCGCCUGGGUAUGGGCCCAGCCCUGUACCCAUAACCAUUCCACCGGAGUUGGAACAGGUGACCGCAGAGUUUCGCCCGGCUAAUGCGUAUGUGGAGAACCAUGCACCCCACAAACAGGUACACAGCGCACACGGUGCACGUGAAGGUGUACAGCCUGUGGACAAGGAGGAGGAGGGGCGACAGGUGCUGCAGAAGGGUCUGAAGCGCGAUCAGGCACACAUGAAAGGUACCCAUCAAACGCCGCAGAAGCCCUCUAAAUCAGCUAAGCUGAGCAGGCGCACAUCUUCCUCCAAGAAACGCGAUGCAAACUUCGAUGGCACGAGAUCGGGUGAGAGUACCCCACGGAAACCUCCGCAAGAGAAGACGCACGUCAGAGAUAACACAACACCUGGGAGCAAAAACUUCGGCUCCAUAAAGAAACGCGUGGAAGCAAUUAUCUCCAGUGACUCCAUGCGCUAUGCUGAAACAGGCGAUAUGACUGACUUCAGAAGCCUACCUCGAAAGAGCCUGACUGAGUUAAGGCUUCAGCUCACUUUACAAUCGGCGGUGCUGCACCGCAUUGCCAUGGAUGAUCUGUCACAGUUGGUGUACCUCAUGGACCGGCACAUCACCGCCAAACGUGAAGUGAAGUUGAACUCGGAUUCUCCCGAUCACAACUUCGAGGAAGUAUUGGUGGGAUUGGAGGCAGCGCAUAUCAUUCUCACUCUAGUGACCGCACCCAGCAUCCCCAUUGAGAUAUACAUUGAAGACUACCUAACCAACGCUCUGCACUUUGUCAAACAUCACAUUACCAAGACUUUGUUCCGGCCACAUCACAAUACGGACGCGUCAGAGCCGAAACAGUCGAAAAAGAAAUCGAAUGCCAACUCCGCCCCAAAAAUCAGUGCUCAUGCGCAGCGGCAAAUAUCCACGCUGUACACGCGGUUAUGUGUUGUGAUGGAGCGGUUCUGCAAUCUCCUGUCUCUUCAGAACUGCACCGACGAGUUCCUUCUAGAGAUUACCACCUUGGCGUUAAACAGUUUCACGUACGCGCCCGAUGACUUGUGCGUCAGGACCAUCGACCUCGCCGAGCUGCAGGGCAUCAGUCUGCACUUGGUUUGUACGGUGACAAGGCGUUAUCAUCGCCACCGAGAGAACGUUAUGUACGACAUUCUGAUGUUCCUGAAUAAACUCACCACGGCCAAGAAGAACCUGCGCACAUUCCGAGCCAGUGGUACACAAGCACUGAGCCUUCCCACGCUGAUUCAUGAAUGGAAAGAGACACGAUGUACAUCAGCUGGUGUCGCAAACUAUACACGAAUUAUCUACAAAACUAGGCAAACACCAUUGCAUAAAGCCGAUAUGUGA